Elgaria multicarinata webbii is the source of this 2390-nucleotide messenger RNA. It is a transcript of the gene MMP16, whose product is annotated as matrix metallopeptidase 16. Gene Ontology annotation, molecular function: metalloendopeptidase activity; zinc ion binding. The transcript is spliced from 10 exons. Gene Ontology annotation, biological process: proteolysis; extracellular matrix organization; collagen catabolic process. The coding region runs from base 39 to 1865 and encodes 608 amino acids. The record is from RefSeq and is a predicted model, not a curated record. Lineage: Eukaryota; Metazoa; Chordata; Lepidosauria; Squamata; Anguidae. Gene Ontology annotation, cellular component: extracellular matrix; plasma membrane.
UCUCCCUCUUUCCCUUCUCCAUUGAAGCACAGUUCACUAUGAUCGGACUCGCCUUCAGCACUGCAAGCCGGGGGGAUUUCGUGCAUCAUUCCAGGGUGUUUUUCUUGCAAGCCUUGCUUUGGAUUUUAUGUGCUACCGGGUGCAGAACGGAGCAGUAUUUCAAUGUAGAGGUGUGGUUACAAAAGUACGGCUAUCUUCCACCAACUGACCCCAGAAUGUCGGUGUUGCGCACUGCAGAGACAAUGAAAUCUGCGAUAGCUGCUAUGCAGCAGUUCUAUGGCAUUAACAUGACAGGAAAAGUGGACAGGAAUACAAUCGACUGGAUGAAGAAGCCUCGUUGUGGUGUGCCUGAUCAGACGAGGGGCAACUCCAGAUUUAAUAUUCGUCGAAAGCGAUAUGCAUUAACAGGACAGAAGUGGCAACACAAACAUAUCACUUACAGCAUAAAGAACGUCACUCCAAAAGUAGGAGAUGCUGAAACCCGUAAAGCUAUUCGCCGUGCCUUUGAUGUGUGGCAGAAUGUAACCCCUCUGACAUUUGAGGAAGUUCCUUACAUUGAACUUGAGAAUGGCAAGAGAGACGUGGAUAUUACUAUCAUUUUUGCAUCAGGUUUUCAUGGAGACAGCUCUCCCUUUGAUGGGGAGGGAGGAUUUUUGGCUCACGCUUACUUUCCUGGGACAGGAAUUGGGGGAGACACUCAUUUUGACUCAGAUGAGCCAUGGACUUUGGGAAACCCUAAUCAUGAUGGAAAUGAUCUGUUUCUAGUUGCAGUUCAUGAACUGGGACACGCCCUAGGCUUGGAGCAUUCAAAUGAUCCUACUGCCAUCAUGGCUCCAUUUUACCAGUACAUGGAAACCGACAACUUCAAACUACCUAAUGAUGAUUUGCAAGGAAUCCAAAAGAUAUAUGGUCCACCUGACAAAAUCCCACCACCAACCAAACCUCUGCCAACAGUGCCCCCCCACCGUUCUGUCCCGCCAGCAGACCCACGGAAGAAUGACAGGCCGAAACCUCCCCGGCCGCCCACGGGAGACAAGCCUUCCUACCCUGGUGCCAAACCCAACAUCUGUGAUGGAAAUUUUAACACUCUAGCCAUUCUUCGCCGGGAAAUGUUUGUUUUCAAGGAUCAGUGGUUUUGGCGUGUCAGAAAUAACAGGGUGAUGGAUGGAUACCCCAUGCAGAUUACCUACUUCUGGAGGGGACUUCCUCCAAGUAUUGAUGCAGUUUAUGAAAACAGUGAUGGAAAUUUUGUUUUCUUUAAAGGUAACAAGUUCUGGGUCUUCAAGGACACUACUCUCCAACCAGGGUAUCCCCAUGAUUUGAUAACAUUGGGCAGCGGGAUUCCACCACAUGGUAUUGAUUCAGCAAUUUGGUGGGAGGACGUUGGGAAAACCUACUUCUUCAAAGGAGAUAGAUACUGGAGGUACAGUGAAGAUAUGAGAACUAUGGAUGCUGGUUACCCAAAACCAAUCACAAUCUGGAAAGGUAUCCCAGAAUCACCUCAGGGAGCCUUUGUCCACAAAGAAAAUGGCUUCACAUAUUUUUACAAAGGCAAAGAAUACUGGAAAUUCAACAACCAGAUGCUCAGGGUGGAGCCUGGAUAUCCCAGAUCCAUCCUCAAGGAUUUUAUGGGUUGUGAUGGACCAGCAGACCGGGACAAAGACCGACACAGCCCUCAAGAUGAUGUAGACAUUGUCAUCAAACUGGACAACACAGCCAGCACUGUGAAAGCCAUAGCCAUUGUCAUUCCCUGCAUUUUGGCCCUGUGCCUCCUUGUCUUGGUUUACACUGUGUUCCAGUUCAAGAGGAAAGGAACACCCCGCCACAUACUGUACUGCAAACGCUCUAUGCAAGAGUGGGUGUGAUGUAGGGGUUUGUUUCUCUCUCCCAGGAGUAUGUGGUAACUUGAGAUUCAACAAAAGAGCUGUUAUGCGGUUUCCUACCUAGGAGCAGGCAUCCGUCCGCCUCGACCAGGGCUGAUCUUUAAAACCCGGGGGGGCUGCCUGCCCUGCACACGAGCGAGAGUUCACUCCAGUGGGAAGCUUCCAUCAUACACAGUAUCUGCCGUUUCUCCAGUCCUUUGUCUUUCUUUGUCAUUCGGUUCUAGCCUUUCCUCUGCACGCUCAAUACCCAAUGCAAAACUAUCAGGAUUUCCACAAAGAAGAGGAAAUAGAACAACGAUAACGACAACAAACCUGAAAAGAUGAAUCUCCAGUGUCUCUAUUGGGGGUUCUUUUGCCCUCGCUAAAGCCUGCUCCCCUUCGAAAGAGUUUUGCGUGAGGUUUUAAAAAAGAAAAGAAAAAAAUGUAAUCAGUUUUGUUUUGUUUUUUAAGAGAAAAGAUAUAGCAACUAUACCACAAGAAUCACAAUGGAACUUUCAGUAAGUGUGA